Messenger RNA from Vicia villosa (hairy vetch), 844 nucleotides. RefSeq lists its product as uncharacterized. The transcript is spliced from 2 exons. NCBI's taxonomy places the organism in Eukaryota, Viridiplantae, Streptophyta, Magnoliopsida, Fabales, Fabaceae. The record is from RefSeq and is a predicted model, not a curated record. Bases 34 to 717 code for a protein of 227 amino acids. Gene Ontology annotation, molecular function: DNA binding.
CUUAAGAUCUUCUUCUACCAUUGUUCAGCGAAAAUGUCUCGUGUUGAGAUCAUUGAUCUUACAAACUCUCAUGAUUCCUCUCCAUCACCACACAUAUCUUCUUCUAAUGUACAAUCGAUUCUUAACUUUGGUCAUGUUUCUACCAAUCCUAAUCUUCACAAUCAUAUACAUCACCAUCAACACCAAACUAAUGUGUGGGUCUCACCACCACAAGAAUUCAGGGUCCCACCACCAUCUGGAUUCAACAAUAACACCUCCCAGAUUGCUACUAUGCCCCAAGUUGGUAUGCACGGUGGUAGCCCAAUUGCGAGGGUUCUCCAACCUGAACCAAAUACCUUCCCAUAUUCAAAUGGAGUUAGGUCAAGGGUCACUUGGUCUCAAGAAGAACAUGACUUAUUUGUGAUGGGGCUGAUUGAAUAUGGAAAAGGGAAAUGGAGCAAAAUAGCAAAGCACUAUGUUUGCAACAAGACACCACAACAAGUUCAAUCCUAUGCACGUAGCUUCUUCAAGCAUCUACCACCUUCAUAUGUGCAUGGUUUUAGAAGAAAGAAAUCAACUUCAAAUCUCAACAACUCUGUCUCUAGAAGAAAUGAGGAAACUCUAGCACUUCCAAAGAAAGCUUAUAGAGGAGAAUCUAGCACUUCCAUUACUGUGCCUAGUGUUUCUGCUGAUAAUGGAGAAGUUGAUCUGAAACUUCGUUUGAGUUUAUACAAGUGAUACUUUGCGUCAUGUGUGUCAACAUGCAUGGACAAAUUAAGCUGCAAUUUAGUCUAUCACCAUAAUAAGUGGCUUUUCUUUUUCUUUGUAAUUUUUUCUCUUCUUUAUAAUAAUAUUUGUUCAAUUA